Trichomycterus rosablanca is the source of this 1496-nucleotide messenger RNA. RefSeq lists its product as uncharacterized. The record is from RefSeq and is a predicted model, not a curated record. Gene Ontology annotation, biological process: B cell receptor signaling pathway; positive regulation of cytokine production; positive regulation of B cell receptor signaling pathway. Gene Ontology annotation, molecular function: transmembrane signaling receptor activity. The coding region runs from base 22 to 729 and encodes 235 amino acids. Gene Ontology annotation, cellular component: membrane raft. NCBI's taxonomy places the organism in Eukaryota, Metazoa, Chordata, Actinopteri, Siluriformes, Trichomycteridae. The transcript is spliced from 6 exons.
GCUGUUUCUUGUACCCACAGCAUGUUUACAAUAAAGACUGAAGUAUUUGGCAUUUUUCUGCUGUGCUGCUGUAGCAGUGAAGGUUCAAUUGUGCUGAUGAACAGAACUAGCGUGGCACUGCCAAAAGAAACAGUCCAAUGGCAAAUUGAAGUAGAGAUUCCAGCCAACACCAGUGCCAGUGUUCAAUGCUACGUAAACAAGCAUCAAGUAUGGAUAUCCCCAGUUAUCAAACAAUCCCAUGCUCCACGAAAGGUCCGAUUGGUAGCAAAUGUCACCAUGAACAGCAGCUUGGAUUCUGGUGAAUUCUACUUCAACUACAUGAAUGAGGUGGUUUAUGGGGUUGUCCUUGUGCAAGAUGGGUUUUUUCUACCAGAAAUGGGUGUUAGAAGUUUUGUCAUCCCUUUGCUGGCGUUCAGCGUUCUUCUUAUGCUGUUUAGCAUCACUGGAUCAGUUUAUAUCUUUAAAUUGUACAAGGAACAUUUGCCUGCUAAAGUAGAAGAAGAUGGAGUGAAAAAACGAAAAACAAAGAAUAAUAAAGCCGUGCAGGAAGAGACGGGUACAUCUGAUUCAGUAUACACGGCACUUGAUUCCCGUCAAGUCUCCGUUUAUGAUGUGCUGAAUGUGGACGAAGACAGGAGUGAAAGCAGAGACAGUCAGAGAGAGGCAAAUGCUUCUACAAUGGAGGAAGGGAUCUUUGAAUCUGUCUAUGAAAACCUAGCAACAUUGUAAUAUUUCUCUAUAAAGAAUUUAUAAUUAAGAAAUCUGUGGCAACCAGGAUUGUAGUUUUUGAGACAACUGUUACUGUGAUCUUGAUCUUAAAUGAGUUGCCUUGCCCAUAUCUUGGUCUAGAAUGUCCUGAAAUACAUAUAUAUUCCUUAAUGGUAAACAGAUUUCAUACUUCUCUAGCUCCUGUUUUGUGGGCAAUAACAACAGCACCCUGCUCCCGGCCUGGUCAGGUGCUCAACAGACACAGCUGGCUGUGUUUGAGUAAGCGAAAGAUAAAGGGAAAAAAUGCCUCCUGGCUGUUGUAAAAGUGACUCCUACGGUCUGGUUAAGGAGGAUAACAAGUAGUGGAAAAAUAAAGAGGUUUCUUUUUUUGUGAAGGGUUCUGUAUGAAUUCCCCACUGAACUGUGAAAAAGAAGCGGUUUAUGACGCACGUCCCUCUUGCAACAUGUGUUUAGUGCCAACAUGUUUGGUUCAGCAGUGUUCAGCAGUGUUGCAUUACUAAAUACAAAGCAUUGUAAACAGCAAAAGGUUCAAAGAUAAAAUCGUAGGUAAUAAUUCUUAUUUGGUGAUUUGUUGCCACCAAAUAAAAAAAAAAAUGUCUGUAAAACAGUAAGCUGGCUAAGCUAACAGUAAUUUUGGGUGUAAACCACACACUUUGUGUUAAUGAGCAUGCCACACUUGUGCAACCAUCACUUUUUAGACACAUGCUUUUCUAUGGUAGUAUAUAGUUUGGAGUACAGCCUAAUUUUGUGAUUUUUUUUUUUACUGU